This is a messenger RNA of Dimorphilus gyrociliatus, 2213 nucleotides long. NCBI's taxonomy places the organism in Eukaryota, Metazoa, Annelida, Polychaeta, Dinophilidae. The record is from the annotation of a GenBank genome assembly.
AAUGCAUGAACAAAUUAUCAUUUUUGAGCAAGGAAAACUUAGUCAGACACCAACAUUCCUGGACUAUUCAACAGCAAGCGAAGCCGAAUUAUCAUGUACACACUUGGAAAAGUCUAAACAUCCUUGGAUAAUUUGGCCCAUGAAAACCUAUUCUCCUUGUCCAAUUAUCGGUUCUUGGGACUUUAGGUCAUAUUCUAAAAAGGAUUCGCAAUUAAAAGUGAGAACACAAUUUUGCCCUUCUGAGAGAAUACCAUCAAGAAUGGAAAGUGAGUGUAUGAGUGGUGAAGGUAUUCAAUUCAUAUUCCCGAAUAAGUCAUGUGAUUUUAUAACAAAUGGAAAAUCAAAGGAGAUUAGACUAUACAAUUGGGGAAAUUGGACAGAGGGGGACGUUAUUUAUUUCGUCUUGGGUAGUGCCCAUCACGCCCAUUAUAUAAUGAGUUUUCGGGAUAUGAGAACAUUAUCUAGAAAUGCAACGGAUGCUUACAGUAACGAGGUAAUGAUUCAUUUUUACUCUUAUCCGGUUCUACCAUCGGAAGUAAACCACGUUCCCCAUAUCCAAUUAAGAGCGAAUAAGAGCAGUACUGGUAUGCACGGGAUUUGUUUUGAUGUUGACAAAAAUUGUAAAGAAAGAGCUGAGAAAGGUCUCUGUAGUAAAGAGAAAUUCUAUUGUCAACUUUCCUGCAAGUCUUGCAAUGAUAGAUAUUCCAACUUUAAUGAAUGCCAAUUUGGUAACGUAGAUAAAACAAGGGAAUGGUACUUUUAUAGGGGUGAUAAAAAGAAAAAAAUAAUAAUUAAUUCCAACGGAAUAGCCCGUAUAGACGACUUUAAGCAAAAGUUCUUUUGUAAAGCUUGGAAUCCUAAUUCAGGUCAAGACUACCCACAAUAUAAAGUUAUGACAACCUUUAAUAACGGAUGUCGGCCUAGAUACAGUUGUCUGGAAAUAUCAACGUCUAUUACUGACGGUCAACUUCAUUCUUACCGCUUAUCCUCUAGCAUUAUUAAUAACUAUUCUUCCGAUGUCGUCUGCAAAAAAUUUAAAGACGACUCGACGCCAUUAAAAGAUGAAAUUCGUAGCAAAGAGAGAUUAUCUUUGUUCCCCGUUAAUGACGCUCGUUACACUCCCAACAUGUGCUCUUUAAAUGGCACAUUUCGAGUAGCCAUAGUGGCGUACAUGAACGAAUUAGUUAAAGGAAAAUCUGGUCAUUGUACUGGAACAAUAAGCGAUUUAAAUCCGUCUUGUUCUCCAACGAAUCGUUUAAGGCUUAAGACGGAACCACCUUGUUUGCAAAACAAUUUUUCUCAAGAAAUUGACUUUACUUGCGUUGGUUUUACUCAAGUAGGUAAGCACACACUGCUAAUUACAAAGGAGGAUAGUUUUGCUGCUAAGUUUAUAUGCUGGAUAAUCUUUCGAGGAGUCUCUGAUGGUGUUACUAUUUAUAAAUUAAAGGAUGCUAAUUGUGGAGCUAAUAUCGAAAAAGAGAGGAAGAGUUUUCGUUUGCACUUUACUCCUCAUGCUGAAAAAGUCACCUGCAUAGCUAAAUCUCCUGAAGCGGAAAGAAGAAAUGAAGGUGGAAUUAACAGUGACUACGUAAACGACGAUGUUGAAGAUAGACGUUAUAGACAAAGUUAUGGAAAUAAUGCCGUUAAGACAUCUGCUUUACUUGCCUAUUUGCCUAUUUUUUUCUUACUACUUAAAAUUUUUAUUUAAUCAGAGAUUUUUUUUACUUUUAAGACAAAAAACAAAAAAAAAUGAAAAAGAAACAAAACUCAGAAAAUCUGUCUAAAGGAAAAAUGUAAUAUGCAAAUUUUCUUUCUUGCUUGAAAAGUUCUCUAUUUUAAAACUACAAAAAAAGAUAUAAUAAAAAAUAUACAAUUUCAUAAUAAAUAUAUAAAAUAUAUUGUAGAAAAUACAAUUAUAGCAGAACGAGGAGAGGUUUUGAGAUAAGAGUUGAGAAAUAAAGAGAUAAUAGGCUUAGUAUAUUUGCUUAGUCCGAUCUAACUCUUUAAGACAGAGUGCCUUCUUCAUAAUUUUUUCUUUAUAAUCUUCCCAUUCAAUUUUCGUAUCUAAGCUGCAUAAUAAAUUUUCUUCAGUUGGAUAGGGUUUGUGCUAUUUAGUUGAAAUUAAGUAUAAUUAAUUAGUGGAACUAUAGAUUGAUUACAAACAGAAACUGAAAGAUUAAUUACACUUACGUGCAUUCUAAUUAAACCUAUUA